Messenger RNA from Epinephelus moara (kelp grouper), 2913 nucleotides. RefSeq names its product sodium- and chloride-dependent creatine transporter 1-like. Gene Ontology annotation, cellular component: membrane. Lineage: Eukaryota; Metazoa; Chordata; Actinopteri; Perciformes; Serranidae. Gene Ontology annotation, biological process: sodium ion transmembrane transport. The transcript is spliced from 11 exons. Bases 1240 to 2913 code for a protein of 557 amino acids. The record is from RefSeq and is a predicted model, not a curated record.
CGGUCGGACCGACAGACACGCACAGUGACAGACAGACAGCGGGACUUUAAAUACCUCGGUGCGUCUCUAACGGGACAUCUGACAGCUGAGAGGACCGAGACGCGUUCAGGUCCCUCCGGACAUCUUUUCCUCCCCCCGGCUCUUCUCCUCCUCUGAUGGAGCUGCAGCAAUUCCUCCACAGCCCGCCCGCCGCCCGCCGCCGGGACUGAAGCCGCUCUCCGCUCGGUGUGUCCUCGUGACCGUGUCCCCUCCGUCCUCUCCGUCUUCCCGCAGGCCGCCGUCUCCUCCGUGACUCUCUGUUCCCAUGCGAUUCUUCAGACUCACAUUCAAGUGUUUCGUGGAUUGUUUUUGAAGGUCGCUGUCCGAGUGUUGGUUUAAUUCUCUUUAUUUUUUAUUUUAUCGUUUUAUUUUUUUUAUUAUUUUUUCUUUUGAUCGGAGCAGAACAUGUCUCCUGAUUAUUCGUAGACAUUCUUAAAUUGUGACCUUUUUACACGUGAAUUCGUCCCAAGAAAAUUGGAUUCAUACAUAAAACAAGAGAUCAUCUGUGGAUCAUCUGGUUCCGGCUGAAGUGAUCCGGGAUCCACCUGCAGCUCGCGCACAGGAACAAGAAUAAUAAUUAUAAUUAUUAUUAUUAUUAUUGUUAGAAGAAGAAGAAGAAGAAGAAGAAGAAGAAGAAGGAGAUCCUGAACGGGACGGACUGACUCAUCUGUUUCUGAGGUCUGUGAGCUGCACAACUAACGGGACAAGAGACUGAAAUCACCAGUGCAACCAGUGCUCACUGACUGGUGUGUGACUGGUGUGUGACUGGUGUGUGACUGGGAGGAAGGAACAGCAGAGCUCACCUUUUUAAAGGGACACAAAUCUGCAGGAUUAAAGGGAGAGUUGAGACUGAAAUUAUUCUGGAGGCAGAAAACAAACUGAUUUAAAGUGUUUAAAGUGAUAAAAACCUGCAGGAAUUAAAGGCAGCCUGAGAGGGACAUUUGGAGCUACAGCUGACUGGUGUCUAACUGGUGCCUGACUGGUGUCUAACUGGUGCCUGACUGGUGUCUAACUGGUGCACUGGUGUCUAACUGGUGCCUGACUGGUGUCUAACUGGUGCCUGACUGUGGGAACGGUCAGGUCUUGACACAGAAACACAACAGAAAGUUUCAGGACUUGAAGGAAACUCAGAGACAGCCGCAGACCGAGGUCUUGGACUCUCUCCUGACUGGUUCUGAACUGGUUUGUGGACUGUGAGUGAUGGAGAAGCAGGCCCUGCCAGCCUCCUCCUGCUCUCUGGUUCUCCUGGAGGAGACCAAGAAGAACCCCCUCCUCCUGUCUAAUGGCGGUAGUGGCGGCGGUGGUUACCCACCUGCGGCCUCUAAUGGCAGCCUGGUCCCGCUGACCGCAGUGGUGGCGGGGUCCGGCAGCAGCGGCGGCAGUGUGUCAGGAGGUGCCUGUGGCGGACCGGACAAGAAAGUGGUGACGGGGGCGGGGCCAGGAUACCAGGAGCGGGAGACGUGGACUAGGCAGAUGGACUUCAUCAUGUCCUGCGUGGGCUUCGCCGUCGGACUUGGAAACGUGUGGAGGUUCCCGUACCUGUGCUACAAGAAUGGAGGAGGCGUCUUCCUGAUCCCCUACCUGCUGUUUAUCUUUGUCGGAGGAAUCCCGAUCUUCUUCCUGGAGAUCGCUCUGGGACAGUUCAUGAAGGCCGGCAGCAUCAACGUCUGGAACAUCGCUCCUCUGUUUAAAGGUCUAGGUUAUGCCUCCAUGGUGAUUGUGUUUUUCUGUAACACCUACUACAUCAUGGUGUUGGCCUGGGGCUUCUACUACCUGAUCAAGUCCUUUAACUCAACCCUCCCGUGGUCCACCUGUGACAACGAAUGGAACACGCCCAACUGCAUUGAGAUCUUCCGUCACGAGGACUGCAAGAACGGCAGCCUCGCCAACGUCACCAUCAGCGGCAACAUGACCUGCGCCGAGAUGGCUGAUGCACGAUCGCCUGUCAUCGAGUUCUGGGAGAACAAGGUGCUGAACAUUUCCUCUGGUUUGGAUGAAACCGGACAGUUUAACUGGGAGCUCAUGUUGUGUUUGAUGGCCGUCUGGGUUAUGGUUUAUUUCUGCGUCUGGAAGGGCGUCAAAUCCACUGGAAAGAUUGUGUACUUCACAGCCACCUUCCCUUACGUGGUCCUCAUCAUCCUGCUGGUCAGAGGAGUCACACUUCCUGGAGCCUACGACGGCAUCAUGUACUACAUCAAACCUGAUUGGUCCAAACUGGAGGAGGCGCAGGUGUGGAUCGACGCCGGCACACAGAUCUUCUUCUCCUACGCCAUCGGGCUGGGAGCUCUGACUGCUCUGGGCAGCUACAACCGCUUCAACAACGACUGCUACAAGGACGCCUUCGUCUUGGCACUGAUAAACAGUGGAACCAGUUUCUUUGCUGGUUUUGUUGUGUUUUCUAUUCUGGGCUUCAUGGCUGCUGAGCAGGGAGUCGACAUCUCGCAUGUCGCUGAGUCGGGUCCAGGUCUGGCCUUCAUUGCGUAUCCGAAGGCGGUCAGUCUGAUGCCGGUGGCUCCUCUGUGGGCAGCGCUCUUCUUCUUCAUGCUGCUGCUGCUCGGACUCGACAGUCAGUUUGUUGGGGUGGAAGGUUUCGUAACUGGAAUCCUGGAUCUGUUUCCUGGAAAACAUUACCAUCGCUACAAAAGGGAGAUCUCUGUGGCAAUAUGCUGUUUACUGUGCUUCAUUAUUGACCUCUCCAUGGUGACGCAGGGAGGGAUGUACGUCUUCCAAUUGUUUGACUACUACUCGGCCAGUGGGAUGACUCUGUUGUGGCAAGCAUUCUGGGAAUGCAUAGUAGUUGCCUGGGUCUACGGUAUGCAAGACACACACACACGCACACACACACGCNUGCCUGGGUCUACGGUGUGUGAAUAG